Ectocarpus sp. CCAP 1310/34 is the source of this 1932-nucleotide messenger RNA. The record is from the annotation of a GenBank genome assembly. Lineage: Eukaryota; Phaeophyceae; Ectocarpales; Ectocarpaceae.
AUGAGCGGGCCGCUUGAGAACAUGACGUCUAUGAAGGAGGCGAAUUGCGAGACCGAAAUCAAGCAGAGGAUGCAGUCGCAGGAGCUCUGGCGCCGGCUCGAUCUGUACAGGCUUGCCCUCCUAUCAUCGAGGUCGAGAGAAACAACGGCAGACGGCGGGGCGACGGAGAGAAAGCUGGCCCUGGGGCUCCUCAAGGACGUGGAGCCGCGGCUUCUGUUCCUCGCGGUGGAUUUUAGCUACGGGCAGACGGGGGACGAGGUGAAACGCAGGGCGGUGGAGACGGCGCUACUUUCCGUCUUUGGAUCUACGGUCGGUCCAGAGAUGUAUCAGCAGCAAGUAGCUGACACGCUGGUGGCUCUGUGUGAGGAGGCAGACGGCCGGGCAGCCGUUACUCCGGCGACCGGUGGCGUGGCAACCGGCUGCCGCCGCGCAGUGAUGGGAGCCCUCGCGUCGCAGAUCGGCGAGGUGAUCGCCGGGCUGACUGCCCGGCAGGCGGCGACGCCAAAGCUUCGUUUCGCUGAUAUCGCAACCAGGUUGAUGUCGGCCUCCGACUCGGCGUUUGCGGCGGCUGUGGAUUCGGGCGCGCUUGCCCUGGUGACCGACCUGACGGAGGAUGCCUCUGACGUGCUUCUUCAGCUGAACGCGCUGGACCUCCUCGACCGGGUGGCCUCGACAGCCGGCGGCGCGCGUCACCUCGUUGCGAACGGGCACCUGGACAAGCUUCUCGUGGCGGCGGGGGGAGGGGAGGGUGACAGUCCCGACGCCCCGGACCCGUUGCUCGGCGCGAGCGCGCUCCGAACGCUGGCGAAGGCAUGGAAGCAGCGCAGCCCUUCGUCCCUCGGAGGCUUCCUCCGCGCUUGCACUGUCCAUAUCGAAGGGCAAGACGAGGGCGGCAAGCUGGCCGGUCUGGGGGCGGCAUCCGAGGUGGCGGCCGCGUCAGACGUGGCCCUGCGGGCGAUGCUCUCCCAGGAGCGCGGUUCGGAAGGCGUGCUAGAUGCUUGGUUGACGCUGUCGGCACAUAAGGUAGGGGGCGUGGUGUUCUCUCGCAAUCGCUACCGCCAAGCACCACCGCACGAUACCACGAGCGCUCUGGCUCAUCUCGACGACCACGUUUUUGGAGAAUGUGCGGUUGACGUGAAAGCGGCCGCCCUUCAUGCUGUCGCAUCGGUCCUCGGACCUCCGAACACGUCCUCAACGGCAUCGUCAUCUACGCCGACUGCCGCCGCCGCCGCCGCCGCCGCCGCCGGUAACGAUGAGGACGGGGACCAGGUGAUGGGUAACACAGCGGCGGCAGAGGCAGCCAAGGAGAGGAGCACGCUCUGCUUGAUGCUCUUCACCCGGCUGUCGGAGAGCAACACCAAUCAGAGGGCGGGCGGUUGGCUAUUGGACCUGGCGCGCCAGCCCGUUUCCGAGGUUCGACACGCGGCCUAUGCCGUGAUGCGAUGCGCCGCCUGGCAGCCAGGAGGAUGGGGGUUGUCGGCAUUGUUAUCCCAGCCGGGCUUCCUUGAAUUCCUGGAGAAACGCGAUACAGCGGCGUCGAAGGCCACGAAGGAGUGGCACUUCUCGUUGGUGGAAUCCAUCAUGAGUUGCAAGGAUCAAGGGACCCUAGACAACGAAACGCUGGAAUCUCUCCGGACAAUCCUGAAGCAGGGACCCUUCUGGGUGCCGACGAAGAGCAGAGGAGUGGCUACGGCUGAGUAGCAGCAGUCAGUCUAGCAAGCGUGCAGCAGUUGCCAACACGCCUCUUGCCACGCCAUGUUCGUAUCCCUUGCUCUUGUCGUGGCCUGUCGCAACUUCUUGCGGUCGGCCCGUUCGAUCGGUGUAUAAUAUUCCCGUAAUACCGUAAUAACUAAAGGCUGCCGGUCGCCCCGGUGGUAUAGUUGGUAUCCCCGAAGCCUUCUAGAGGUCAGGUUAGGGGUUCGAAUCCCGGCG